GUGAAUUUGAUUCGACUUUCUAAGCAUCUAGUGGGCGACCACAUUAAAUUCAUGUAGAGCAAAGGAAAUAAUUUUUUAGAGCCUUGAAAAAAUUGUUUUGACAACAGUCCCUAAAAGUAUCUGCACAACCACGUGAAAAUGCCCGAAAAGCCAGCAGCAAAGUCACCUCCGAAAACCCUGACCAACAUCAAGGGUACAAGGACCGCCACUUCCUCAUCCAAUCCCACUUCCAACAGGAACAGACCCACAGGAACUGGAGUGAUUCGUCCCCCAUUGCCGAACACACAUGAUAGGAUUUGGAAGAUCAUGAAGAUGUAAUAUCUGGACCAAAAUCUCUAUAACUGGGUGCUCAAAUUGGAUCAUCAUUUUUAAAGCAAGAAAAUUUUGUAUUACAAAAUGAAAUCUUAACAUUCGACAGGGCUGAAUAAAGCGAAAAAUUCCCUGAAGGGAAAAAACUCUUAUAAUGCCUUGAAUUAAUGACUGGAAGUCGAUGAAAGCGCAGGCGCUGGUUUGCAAAGAGAAAAAUGGUAACUUUCGAAUGGCGGGUAGUUUUCUCUUGCACUGCGAUUCUUUAUCUCAGCCCGAAGCUGAGUUAGAGGUAGAAAAUAUUUAAGUCAAUAAGAGUCUUAACUGGUAUUAUUAUAACUAUAAGAAGCUUAUCAAA
Drosophila gunungcola (fruit fly) is the source of this 664-nucleotide messenger RNA. RefSeq lists its product as uncharacterized. The transcript is spliced from 3 exons. The coding region runs from base 139 to 318 and encodes 59 amino acids. Lineage: Eukaryota; Metazoa; Arthropoda; Insecta; Diptera; Drosophilidae. The record is from RefSeq and is a predicted model, not a curated record.